AUGCCAGAGGCCAGGAACUCCUGCCACGACCUCACGCGAUGGAAGAAGAAGCCGCCGGUGCGCCGCACGGUCAGCCAGAUCUGCCCGCCCCCGCGGCGGCCCCUGACCGUGGCCGACAUCCAACCGGGCAUGGAGAACGAGAGGCUGGGGGUCGUGCGGGAUUCCAUGUUUCAGAACCCGCUCAUCGUCAAGGCUGAACUUGGGAAGCCCCGGGAAAGAAGCUGCAGUCUGCCUGGAAUUAAUUUUAAUUAUGGACUCUACAUCCAGGGGCAGGAUGGAGGUGUCCCUGAAGCCAUUGGACACUGGAAUGUAUUUAAACAGCAGCCUACCUGCCCCCAUGAGCUGAGCCGGGAUUACAUCGCCAUGAACCGUGGGGCAGUAAAAGCUGGCCUGGUAACUGCCCGGGAGAAUUUCCAUUACCGUCAGCUCAAUGACAUCCGCAUCAGUGACCAGGAUGACCGGCGCCUCAAGAAGGAACCGCCCUCUCUCCCUCCAAAUAUGACGUUUGGGAUCCGGGCACGGCCUUCCACCCCCUUCUUUGAUCUGCUGCAGCAUCGGUACCAGCAGCUAUGGGUGCAGGAACAAAAGGCCAACCAGAAAGCCAUUAAACUGGAGAAAAAGCAUAAGGUGAUCCUCGGGAAACUGUAUGAGACCCGGAGCAGUCAGCUGAGGAAGUACAAGCCGCCUGUGAAGCUGGACGCCCUCUGGCACAUGCCUCACUUCCAGAAGGUGGGCCCCCAUCUCGAUACCUUCCCCACCGAGGCCCAUCGCCAGAGAGCCUUCAAAGCCCACCGGGAAGAGUGUGCGGUGCGCCAGGGAACCCUGCGGAUGGGCAACUACACCCACCCCUAAAGCCUUCUUGACACAGUAGAAAAUUCUCUGAAGGACUCACCUUUCUUGCCCAACUAACAUAAGACAGUCCCCCAUCGUUCUGCAGGUUCUGCCUUGGCCAGGACCUCAGAUUCAGGUCUUAGUUUGAUCGUUUUUGGUAAGAGCCCCCUUUUUAGAGUUAGCUACACUCGCUUCCCUUAGCCCCAGUGACCCUCCAGUUAGGGACCGCCCUCCUCCUGCAGGCCCCCCACCCUCUCUUCUCAAGCCCUCACCUGGUAAGAGAAACCCAAAAUCCAAGGCAGAUUUUAGACUCCAGACUGAGGGGCGAUUCUGAGGCUCUGCCCUCAAGUGUUAAGAACAACCCAUGUAUUUGCUGCAGAAAGUGUGACAGUACCAUGCUUUGAAAGCCCUCAUUUUAUAUUCCAAACAUGAGUUUUAAUUGCUCCUUUUGGGAUUCCUGAUAUCUCUCCAUGGCACUACCAUCUCUCUGGGACCUGUGAGGGCAGGAAGAGCCCACGUUCCUUACUCAGAGCGGCCCUCACCUCCUCAGUGCUGGGCCCAGAUGGGCUCCUCCACCGGCACUGACCUUGGAAGGUCACCCCUCCCUCUCCCGAAAGAGAGAGACUUCCGGGGCUGGAAGCGCCCAGGCUGGGACACUUUGCACCUCAA
This is a messenger RNA of Balaenoptera musculus (blue whale), 1500 nucleotides long. It is a transcript of the gene CFAP77, whose product is annotated as cilia and flagella associated protein 77. Bases 1 to 852 code for a protein of 283 amino acids. Lineage: Eukaryota; Metazoa; Chordata; Mammalia; Artiodactyla; Balaenopteridae. The record is from RefSeq and is a predicted model, not a curated record. The transcript is spliced from 6 exons.